GCGGCAGGUCGCACACACUCGCUGAUCAUCUAAGAUCUCAAGCCAAGUUUGACUCCUGACGACUAACAUGAACAGGUCGCAGGCGUUGAGAGGGCACGCCCGGUCAGCGAUAGCGAACCAGAGGUUGCUACAGCGAUCGAGCCAUCCUUGCCGAUGUCUGACCAGUCAGGCGACAUCGGCGUCAUUGCCACGAUCGAGACUUCCAUCUCAUCCAAAGACUAUAGACGGCCUUGCUUUGCCACGAUCCGUGUAUUCUGCUCGGACAGCGAUCGGUGGAUCAAGGCAAUAUGCGACUCAUCAGCCAGACAAGGACGAUGACAAGUCAAAGUCUCGAUCGGAUUCGGAGCCGUCAGAUGAGCUCAGCAAGGCUCGCAAGAUGAUAAAUGACGACCCGAAUGUUCCGUUAUGGCUCAAGAAGAUGGUCGGCCUUCCCUCUGUCGGAGCAAAGACGGGCGGCAUGGACAGCGACAAGUCAAAGGCAACUGUCUCUGCCUCGAGCGGCGAGUCUGGUAAUGCCGGCAACAAGACGACAGGCCCAGAUGGCAAAGCCAAGACGGGUUCGUCUGGACCAUCGCCACCUAACCCUCUGAUCACGCUCGCCAUUGCGGGCGGCAUCAUCUAUUACGUCGCCAUGGGCAAUACCAACGAGCGAGAGAUCACCUGGCAAGAGUUCCGCACUGCAUUCCUAGACAAGGGCCUCGUCGAGCGUCUGGACGUCGUCAACAAGUCUCGCGUGCAAGUCCAUCUGCAUUCCAAUGCCACUGGCGUGCUCUAUCCACAGUCACCAGCUGCAAAGGGUGGCGUGACGUAUAUUUUCUCGAUCGGCUCGGUCGAAGCAUUUGAGCGCAAGCUAGAAGAUGCCCAGCGUGAGCUUGGCAUUCCUUCGCACGAGCGUAUACCUGUCUCCUACAAGGACGUCGUCGGCAUAGGCAGCACAUUGCUAUCAUUCGCACCUACACUCAUGAUCGUCGGUCUGCUCUACUGGAUGUCCCGUCGAGCUAGCGGUGGCGCCGGAGCCGGAGGUGGUCCUUUCGGCAGCGGUGGUAUCUUUGGCAUGGGCAAGUCCCGGGCAAAGAUGUUCAACUCAGAGAGUGAUAUCAAGGUCAAGUUCCGCGAUGUGGCCGGUAUGGACGAGGCAAAGGAAGAGAUCAUGGAAUUUGUCAAGUUCCUCAAAGACCCCAAGCGAUACGAGAAGCUCGGCGCAAAGAUCCCACGUGGUGCGGUCCUGUCAGGACCACCAGGCACAGGCAAGACGCUUCUCGCCAAAGCGACAGCGGGAGAGGCAGGUGUACCCUUCCUGUCGGUAUCUGGCUCAGAGUUUGUCGAAAUGUUUGUCGGUGUCGGUCCAUCCCGUGUCCGCGACCUCUUCGCGUCUGCGCGCCAAAACGCGCCCUGCAUCAUCUUCAUCGAUGAAAUUGACGCUAUCGGCAAGUCUAGGGGCAAGGGCGGCCAGAUGGGCGGUAACGAUGAGCGAGAGUCCACGCUCAAUCAGUUACUGGUCGAGAUGGAUGGUUUCGAUACCUCUCAGCAUGUCGUUGUGCUCGCAGGCACCAAUCGAGCAGAUGUCCUCGACUCUGCUCUCAUGCGUCCUGGGCGAUUUGACAGACACAUUACCGUCGAUCGACCGGACGUAGGCGGUCGCCAGCAGAUCUUCAAGGUCCAUUUGCGCCCUCUCGUUCUCAAAGCAGGUGGCAAGCCAGAAGCAGACCCGGCCGCUUCUCAGUCCGAGAGCUUAGGCGGUGUCUCGACUGCAGCAGCAUCGACGGAUGCAGCAACAGAGAACACGCUUCCGCCGCUCGCCGCAUCGUUGGGCAGCAAUCCGGCUGCUAAGCCAGAGUCUCCAGACGAUGUCGAUACGAACCCAUUCGUCACCAAGCUCGCGCAUAAGCUUGCUGCCCAUACGCCUGGCUUCUCCGGCGCAGACAUUGCCAAUGUCUGCAACGAGGCUGCUCUUGUGGCUGCUCGCAAGGGAGCCGAUUGGGUGAACGAGAAGCAUUUCGAGCAGGCCAUUGACCGUGUCAUCGCUGGUCUCGAGCGCAAGACUCGCGUGCUCAGCAUAGAGGAGAAGACCACUGUUGCCUACCACGAGGCAGGACAUGCUGUCUGUGGCUGGUUCCUCAAGCACGCAGAUCCACUUCUCAAGGUCUCAAUCAUCCCUAGAGGCUCUGCUGCACUUGGCUUUGCACAAUAUCUCCCUAAGGAACGCUUCUUACAUUCGACCGAGCAGCUCAUCGAUAGAAUGUGCAUGACGCUUGGCGGCCGUGUCUCCGAGGAGAUCUUCUUCAAAUCGAUCACAACGGGCGCUCAGGACGAUUUACAGCGGAUCACAAAGAUGGCGUUUGAGGUCUGCGCCAAUUUCGGUAUGAACGCCAAGAUCGGACCCAUUUCAUACGGCCAUCGUGAAGGCGAAAGCUUCACGAAGCCAUUCAGCGAGGCAACCGGGCAGAUGCUCGACGCCGAAGUUCGCAAGAUGGUCAAUGAAGCACACGAGCGCACGACGAAGCUGUUGACAGAGAAGAAAGAUCAGAUCGAUAUGGUGGCAAAGCUCUUGCUCGAGAAGGAGGUCAUCUCUCGUGAGGACAUGAUCAGAUUGCUAGGCCCGCGUCCCUAUGCUUCCUCUGAGGACAACAUUGACGAAGCGCUCGGUUCUGGAGUCUCUGCACCUCUAGGCGGCAGCAAGGGUCCUGUCGAGCCAAAGGGUAAUCCCGAUCCCGUGCCUCAAGGCAUCGACGGCGGUUUGUCACCCGGACUAGCAGCCUCGCCAACCCAACCAAGGCUAUGAGAACAUCGUGAUCCUGUUGUGCCGCAUAUAUUGUAGACCUGUGACUUCUGCUGCC
Messenger RNA from Mixia osmundae IAM 14324, 2837 nucleotides. RefSeq lists its product as uncharacterized. Gene Ontology annotation, molecular function: ATP-dependent peptidase activity; zinc ion binding; ATP binding. Gene Ontology annotation, biological process: mitochondrial protein processing; protein-containing complex assembly. The record is from RefSeq and is a predicted model, not a curated record. NCBI's taxonomy places the organism in Eukaryota, Fungi, Basidiomycota, Mixiomycetes, Mixiales, Mixiaceae. Gene Ontology annotation, cellular component: m-AAA complex; membrane. The transcript is spliced from 5 exons. Bases 68 to 2782 code for a protein of 904 amino acids.